UGUUUUGCUCCUUGGCUUGUGUUGUAAGAAGCCCACAUGGGGAAAGUGAUGGACCCCUUGGUCCAUUCUCGUAUAAUAAUUAGGGUUGGAGAGAACUGGUACCAUCAACCUCUACAUGAAUUGGACAAGGUAACCAGAAUGGGGACCCAUCAAACCCUUGAUUUGGCUUUUUAGCUGCAAAUCCCAUUAACCCAUUUGAUAGAGGUAUUUAUGGAGGUGAGAGGAAAAGAAGGCCCAGUGCAACUACAACUGCUGCCUUGCUCAGGGGUUUCUUGGAGUAGCAUUAAAGGCUCUCUGGUCUUGAACUUCAUUGCACACCACCUAUAUGACAAAACUUUCCAAAGAACUACUUUGUUCAGAGAAACAAAAAGGAAGGACAUGAUUUAUAUGCUUUGAUGGUUUUUGUUUGAGAGAGACAAGAAAUGGGUUAUCAUAGUUCUGUGAUUUUCCACAUGAUGGAAAUCUUCAUCAUGUUUCUUCUCUUUUCAUUACUCAAUACCACCCACAUUUUCACUGUUGGUGCUUUAUCAGAUGCAGACGGCUUUAAUGUUCAUGGCCUACAGGAGCUGUAUCAUUCAGUGGAGGACAAUGUUGAGGGCACUCAGAGCUUGCAGAUUGAGAAGGUUUCUGGAGAAGAUGAGAAUGAAGAAAAUAAGAUUUCAGUGGUGGAAAAGUUCAGGGCUUUGCUUGGAUUGAGGAGCUUACACAAGAGGACACCAUCAAAUGGUGACAGUGAAAAUGUGUCUCCAUCUCCUUCUCCUUCACCCUUCAGUGAAGCUGAGGCUCCAAGUCCGGCUCCUGCUCCUGCUCCGGUGCUGCACAUCCGUCCACAUUCACAUCAUCCACACCGGUUGCGCUCAAUCUCACCUCCUCGAAAAAUUGUUAGAGAGGAUGAUAAAGGCAGAACCAGAAAGAUACUUAUAGCUGUUCUUGUUUCAGCUGGAGCUGCUACUUUGAUUAGUGUGCUUGGCCUCAUAUGGGGUUGCAAGAAGUACAAAGAGCACAAGAAGAAACCCACAAGAGUGAUCUCAGUUUAUGGUGAAAAGGGAGGAGGAACAAGCGGUGGAUCAAAGCAUGUUGGUUCUCAAAUACCAGCAAGCAAGGUGAGCUUAAACCCUGGCACUCAUGAUCUUAUUUAUGUUGAUUCGUUAGGCAUUGAUGAUGUAGAGCAACAACAACAACAGCCCUCUUGUCUUAAGCAAACUUGUGGAACUUUAAAUGCCGCACCAAAUCAUUACACACAAAGAUGCGCAUUGAAUGAGAUGGAAGAGGAAGAAUCUAAUCAAGAAAUGGUGAAACCAGAUUUUGACAAUGUUAGUAGUUCUUCCACAAGGGAAAUUACCUCUGUUCAUGAGGAUAAUGCAGACUCAGUCAAGUAUGAGUCUGACUGUGCUAAUUCCUCAACUAGGGUUAAAGUUGUUCCCAUUGAUGCUUAUUCUUCUGAUGAGGAAUCUUUCCAUUCUUUUGGAGAUUCCAAUUCAUCAAGCAUCCGCCUUUCGAAUGCUUCAGCGGGUAGUCUAGGCGACAACACAGCAGCAAAUAUGUCUACAAAUGUGUCAAACAGAGAGGUUUGUUUAUCACCCUCUUUUAUGAACUCACCAAACCUAUCAGCAACCCCAAACCAAACUUCUAUUCCGUCUCUGACUGCACCAUCUUCUUCCAAUAAUGCAAAGAAUUUCACAACUCCUCCAACACCACCCCCUCCUCCACCUCCACCCAUACACUUUCCUCCUUUCAGUCCUUCUCUUAGUUCAACAAGAAUUACAUCUAAAGCCUCAAGUUCUUCUACAUUGAAAAAUCUGUCACCUCCUAGAAAAUCAGAUUCUUCUUGUGCAUCAAACCAAAUCUCAGAAGGUGACCCUUCCUUUUCGCCUCUAAAGUCCUCAAUACCUUCUCCAACUUCGCCUUCUAUUCCUCCACCGCCUUGCCCACCUCCCUUUUUGAAAGCAACUAACAGCUCUGCCAAAGGUCCACCUCCUCCACCACUCCCUCCACUCACACCAUUGGGAAAAGAUGGAACACCGUUGCCAAAACUGAAGCCGCUACACUGGGACAAAGUUAGAGCUGCACCUGACCAUUCUAUGGUGUGGGACAAACUGAGAUCAAGCUCAUUUGAGUUUGAUGAGGAUAUGAUUGAAUCUCUUUUCGGAUACAAUCUACAAAACACAAUGAAGAAUGAUGAAGGAAAAAGCAAGACACCUUCUCCGAGCAAGCAUGUGCUUGAGCCAAAGAGACUACAGAACAUAACCAUACUUUCAAAAGCCCUGAAUGCUACUACAGAGCAAGUAUGUGAAGCACUAGUACAAGGAAGUGGAUUGUGUUUACAACAACUUGAAGCACUUGCGAAGAUGGAGCCAACCAGUGAAGAAGAGGCUAAGCUUUCCGGCUAUAAAGGAGAUAUUAAGGAACUGGGGUCAGUUGAGAAGUUUGUUAAGGCAGUGCUUAACGUUCCUUUCGCCUUUCAGCGAGUUGAAGCCAUGCUUUACAGAGAAACUUUUGAAGAUGAGGUGGUUCAUCUUAGGAACUCGUUUUCAGUCCUAGAGGAGGCCUGCAAGGAACUCAGAUCAAGCAGGCUGUUCUUGAAGUUACUUGAAGCCGUGUUGAAAACAGGCAACCGGAUGAAUGUGGGAACUAUCAGAGGAGGUGCUAGAGCAUUCAAGCUAGACGCGCUUCUCAAACUUGCUGAUGUGAAAGGAACUGAUGGAAAGACUACCUUGUUACACUUUGUGGUGCAAGAAAUAAUAAGGGCUGAAGGGAUCAGAGUUUCGGAUAGCAUAAUGGGUAGGAUCAGCCAGAAAAACAAAAUCAAGACAGUUGAAGAGAAGGAAGAAGAUUAUAGAAGAAUGGGGCUAGACCUCGUCUCCGGUCUCAGCACUGAACUCUACAAUGCAAAGAAGACGGCUACAUUGGAUUUGGAUGUUCUUGCAAGUGGUGUGUCAAACCUAUCUGAUGGAAUGACCAAACUGAAGCAUUUGAUAAAUGAAGAAUUGGCCAUGGAUGAGAAAAGUGGGAACUUGGUGAGUUCCAUGAAGUCUUUCAUAAGCUAUGCAGAGAAGAGUUUAAAAGAGUUGCAAGGUGAUGAGAAUAGAGUGCUGUCACAUGUGAAGGAGAUUACCGAGUACUUUCAUGGAAAUGUGAGCAAAGAAGAAGCAAACCCACUUAGAAUUUUUGUGAUUGUUAGAGACUUUUUGGGAAUGUUAGACCAUGUCUGUAAAGAGCUCAGAAGCUCAAAAGCCAGCCGCUCUCCAAAUCCUCUUGCUCCAUUCAGAUAGAUUGUAGAUAUAAGAGUGCUUUGUGUGUUCAUAAGAUGCAUUGUUCCUUUCAUUAAGCAGAAUAUGUGACCCUGAUUAUGAAUUUUGAAUUUUUGAUGUAGAAUUUGGGAACAUUCGAAUUAAUUACUUGACCCU
Rosa rugosa (rugosa rose) is the source of this 3407-nucleotide messenger RNA. RefSeq names its product formin-like protein 11. NCBI's taxonomy places the organism in Eukaryota, Viridiplantae, Streptophyta, Magnoliopsida, Rosales, Rosaceae. The record is from RefSeq and is a predicted model, not a curated record. Bases 423 to 3272 code for a protein of 949 amino acids. Gene Ontology annotation, biological process: actin nucleation; actin cytoskeleton organization. The transcript has 5 exons. Gene Ontology annotation, molecular function: actin filament binding.